Molecule: messenger RNA, 618 nt
Organism: Trichogramma pretiosum
Lineage: Eukaryota; Metazoa; Arthropoda; Insecta; Hymenoptera; Trichogrammatidae
Product: LYR motif-containing protein 2
Exons: 3
Coding region: 352-606 (84 amino acids)
Cellular component (GO): mitochondrion
Source: RefSeq, a predicted model, not a curated record
UUAUAUCAAUAAAUGUUUGUAAUAACAAAAAUAAAAGAGUUCUCAUUCGUUUUGUAAGUUUUCCUAAAACGAUUCUUAACAUUUAAAAUUCUCGUGAAAUGUAGCGCCACUGUCUGCAUUUUGUGUAUUUGAUUAUUGCAGAACUGGUAGCAGUCAGCCAGGAGUCAGCAACUGUGAAUUGCAUACUACUUGCCAAGUCGAGUCAAAACACUCCGCAUUACGAUAUACACUUUUUCGUCUGCUAAAUUUCAUGUUAUUGGGUUUAAGACCAGCAGAGGCAAAUCGCUCAAUGACAGUAAACAUUUUUUGGCGAAUGAUUUAUCCGAAAAAAUAUUGUACAAAAAAAUAAAUAUGAAGCCGGUUCCACCAACAAUGAAUUUGAAGCAGUUCAUGGCUAGUAGAGAGGUAUUAAAAUUGUAUAGAGGUUUUUUAAGAACAAUAAAACUAAUUCCUGAUCAAGCAGAUAGGGAUUAUAUGAAAAAUUGGGUGCGAUCCGACUUUAAAACAUAUAAGAAUGUAACGGAUGAUUUGCAGUUGAAGGCCUUGAUGGCUCAUGGAGAAAAUUCUUUAAGAGAAUUACAGAAGAAUUUAGCAAGGGCUCAUUAAAUAAUCUGUGAU